AUGUGUUUGAAGGACCUUCGCGAUGACAGAAAAACUAUUAUAUUUGGUAUCUACUUGCCUACGAGGCUUGUGGAUAGGCUGGAGAGCCUUAUUAGGCUUGAGGCAGUGGUCUCCAGGAUAAAUGGACCAUGUAUGGUCAUAGGGGAUUUCAAUGCUAUGAUGGGUAGCUGGAACAAAACGGGAGCUCCUCCUGUAGCUAGAUCUUCGCUGGCCUUCAAUCGCUUCAUUACAUCCUGCCUUAUGACUGAAGUGGAGGACCCCUCCAAGAAAUUUAUGUGGUCUAAUCAUAGAAGGGGGUCACAUGCUGUGUUGUGUAAGCUUGACUGGUCUUUUGUGAAUGGUAAGUGGGUUUCUGAAUUUGGUGCUUGGGGAACUCUCAAGGUCUCUACUUCCUCCACUUCUGAUCACAGCCUUUUAGUGUAUCAGAUGUCCACGAAUGGUAUUCUAAACAAGGGUCGUCGUCCCUUCAGGUUCUUCAAGCCUUGGAUCAUGGAUUCAGAUGGGUUGGAUAUAGUCAAGAAGGAAUGGGGCUCCAAUGUCACAGGCUGUCCCAUGAUCAGACUCCUUAAGAAGCUAGGGUUAGUUAAAUCUGCCUUACUGAGAUGGAAUGCGGAGAAGUUUGGUCGGCUAGAAAGCAGGAUCGAGAACCUUCGUCUUCGCCUAGACCAGAGCAGGCUUCUUGUUGAACAUGGGGACUGGGGAGCUACUAAACAGGAGUAUGAGAUUAGAGGUUUGCUCAAUGAUGCCCUUCUUAUGGAAGAAGUUAUGUGGAAGCAAAGGUCUCGGAUUAGAUGGCUUGCUGAAGGGGACAAAAACACAUCUAUCUUCCACAUCAUGGCCAACUGUCGUAAGGCUAAGUGGUAUAUCAGAGUCAUUGAAGUUGAUGGGGAAACACAUACAGAGGAGGCCAAGAUUUUGAAGGCGUGUGUACUUCCCAUUUCCAACAGCUUUUGGGGUCUGAUGUAG
Nymphaea colorata (pocket water lily) is the source of this 966-nucleotide messenger RNA. RefSeq lists its product as uncharacterized. The record is from RefSeq and is a predicted model, not a curated record. The coding region runs from base 1 to 966 and encodes 321 amino acids. The transcript has a single exon. NCBI's taxonomy places the organism in Eukaryota, Viridiplantae, Streptophyta, Magnoliopsida, Nymphaeales, Nymphaeaceae.